Nematocida ausubeli is the source of this 333-nucleotide messenger RNA. RefSeq lists its product as uncharacterized. Bases 1 to 333 code for a protein of 110 amino acids. The record is from RefSeq and is a predicted model, not a curated record. Gene Ontology annotation, cellular component: mitochondrion. Lineage: Eukaryota; Fungi; Microsporidia. Gene Ontology annotation, biological process: P450-containing electron transport chain. The transcript has a single exon. Gene Ontology annotation, molecular function: 2 iron, 2 sulfur cluster binding.
AUGGGACUUGUUAAGCUCUUGUUUGAAUUUAAGAAUUCAUUAAUUCCUGUGGCUGUUUCAAAGGGAAUAACUUUGCUGGAGGCUGCCGCGCUGAACCCGAAUGUGCCGCUACGGGGGGCUUGCGAGGGGUCUCUGGCAUGCACUACGUGCCAUGUAGUGCUCGACAAAUCCAUAUACAAAAAGUGUGAAGACCCAACCGAAAGAGAAGAAGAUCUGCUGGAUACAAGCAAGCUCCUCACAUCCACAUCCAGGCUUGGGUGCCAGGUAAAGGUCACUCCAGAAAUGGAAGGGACCAUAAUUAAAAUCCCAAAUAUUAACAAGAAUAUAAUCUAG